AUGCCCACCACCCAAGCUGUACUUGCAUUUCGCAAGGCAACAAUAGCCGACGUAGGCCAUAUUUUGAUUCUUGUCAAUACCGCUUUCUGCGGAGACUCGGGCCGUGCAGGCUGGACUUCAGAAGCUACCUUCCUGAACGACGACCGCAUUGACGAGGCUGGCGUCAUCACGAGGAUUAAUCAGAGCGGAGCAUUUAUUCUUCUGGCACAUGAUACUUCCGGUGCCUUGGUGGGCUGCUGUUUCAUUCAGAGCAAGGGCGACGGGCUUGGAUAUUUAGGACUCUUGGCUGUUGACCCAUGGAGACAGGCUAGUGGACUUGGGAAGAUGAUUCUCACAAAGGCGGAAGUUAUGGCUAAGGCUGAAUUAAGCAUUCGAUUAAUAGAAGGGCGCGUUAUUUGGCCAAGGGAAGAAACGAUUAGUUGGUAUAUUCGAAGAGGUUAUACCAAAACAGAUCGGACGGAGCCAUUUCCAUACGCGCAGGUUGGGAAUUGUAAGGCUAUAAGGGGAGAUUUGUAUUUCGUUAUUAUGGAAAAGGAAUUAUAA
This is a messenger RNA of Trichoderma virens Gv29-8, 543 nucleotides long. RefSeq lists its product as uncharacterized. The transcript has a single exon. NCBI's taxonomy places the organism in Eukaryota, Fungi, Ascomycota, Sordariomycetes, Hypocreales, Hypocreaceae. The record is from RefSeq and is a predicted model, not a curated record. Gene Ontology annotation, molecular function: acyltransferase activity, transferring groups other than amino-acyl groups. Bases 1 to 543 code for a protein of 180 amino acids.